Molecule: messenger RNA, 747 nt
Organism: Apaloderma vittatum (bar-tailed trogon)
Lineage: Eukaryota; Metazoa; Chordata; Aves; Trogoniformes; Trogonidae
Gene: PPIF
Product: peptidylprolyl isomerase F
Exons: 6
Biological process (GO): protein folding; protein peptidyl-prolyl isomerization; cellular response to hydrogen peroxide
Cellular component (GO): mitochondrion
Molecular function (GO): peptidyl-prolyl cis-trans isomerase activity
Source: RefSeq, a predicted model, not a curated record
GCGGUUAUCAUACCGUGCAGUUUUAAGAUGCGUAAAAAGGUGCCUGUUAAUCAAACCCGGAAGGUUCGGUUGGUAACCGCCAGGCGUUCCCCUUUUCUGCGAGUGGCUCCGUGCCAGGGAGACUCGGUCUCUCCGGUUGUAUCCGAGCUGAUCCUUGGGCUGAAAGCUGACGUGGUUCCAAAGACAGCCGAAAACUUUAGAGCUCUUUGUACUGGUGAAAAAGGAUUUGGGUACAAAGGAUCCACUUUUCACAGAGUGAUUCCUUCAUUUAUGUGCCAGGGUGGUGACUUUACAAAUCACAAUGGAACUGGUGGAAAAUCCAUUUAUGGCAGUAGAUUUCCAGAUGAAAAUUUCAUACUGAAGCAUAUAGGACCUGGUGUUCUUUCAAUGGCCAAUGCAGGACCCAACACGAAUGGAUCUCAGUUCUUCAUCUGCACCACAAAAACCGACUGGCUAGAUGGAAAACAUGUUGUUUUUGGACACGUAAAGGAAGGAAUGGAUGUCGUGAAAAAGAUUGAGAGCUUUGGUUCCAAGAGUGGGAAGCCCUCCAAAAAGAUUGUCAUUACUGACUGUGGCCAGCUGUCCUAGCCUCAUGCCGUACCACUCAGGACAACUUCAAUGCUGUGGAAAAAUGAAUUUUAAAAACCCCAAACAUUUCUGGUCCCACGAGUAGCACCUAUGGAACCAUGUUUUCUAUUUAACUUGGUCCAACUUUUUUAUAUUUCUAUUGAUUAAAAGCAUAAAACA